UAACCUAUACACACAGCCAGGUAACACGACAGUAUUGCCCUCUACUAUUGUUUUCAAACGAAUGUGUUUAUCUUACUUGGGCCCCUAUUUAUGUUACAAUACAUAUAGACACCAGAAUUGGGCGGAACACACACAAAAAAAACUUUACAUUAAACUAAAUCAGCCCCCAGUCGAGGGCAGGGACUAUAGUCUCACGCACCAGCAGCUCCGGCUUGAUCAAAUCCCGAUCCACCUGUUUGGCAGGAACACGAUCCCACCGGAAUGGCAGCGCAGGACUGAAGUCCACCGCACCGUGCUGGUUGUUAGUUACACGGAUAAUGGACGAGAUUUGACCUGGAGUUGAGUUAGAUCGGAGAAUAUAACCUUAACAUUUGAGUGGUAUCGAAUAGUAAGUGAAAUGCCUUGGACUCGGACCCGCCAGAGGAUCGGGGCUGGGGACCUGGCCGUCCACAGCCUGUGUUUGAUGCUGGUUUGUUUUGUUGCCUCCCCGGUGUCCCCCAUCACGGUGACCUCACCCCCUGAGCUCCACGCCUCCCGGGGGGAGUCGGUGCUGCUGGUCUGCACCUUCUCCUCCACCAGCAGGCCCACCAGCCGCAUGUCGGUGGACUGGUCCUACCGGCCGCCCAGCGGGGGGGCCCCGCAGACGUUCUUCCACUUCUCGUCUAAGGCCUUCCCCCCGGCCGACGGCCAGUUCCAGGGCCGCGUCCGGUGGCAGGGCAGCCCGGCACGCGGCGAGGCGUCCGUCACGCUGCUCAACGCCUCGCUGGCCGACAACGGCACCUUUACCUGCAGCGUGAGGAACCCGCCCGACGUCCACGGCUCCCCCACCUCCCACACCGUGCUCACCGUCACGCCCAAAGUGGCCAGCGUGCGGUUCUCUGACGUAGGGGUCCUCCUAGUGUUCGUCCUGCUCCCCUCUGCGCUUGUCACGCUGGGCCUGAUCGCCAGGAUGUGCUGUCCCCAGAAGGAGCACAGCCACCAUUCAAAGGCCUACCGAUCUCCCAUAGAGGUCACCGAGGAAGAUGAGUAUGCCGCCUGGCAGAUGAGAACCAAAAUGAGGAAGAAGAUUUGCUGUGACCUGGAUAAAACGGAGUGGGAGGAAGGCUACUACAGCCAAAAGACGAGGCCUCCAGGGGAACAGGGUGUUGCUGAAUCCCAAUGCUAGAGACUCCUGCUGGUGUGGACACACAACUACAACAUUAGAUGCGGAAUUGGAAAUUCCCAAUUCUUCCCAAAUCGCAGUAGUAUCGACAGUUGAAUUUCUACCGGAUGAGGGAAUUUCCUCCAUUGAAUUAAAUGCACAUUCUUUUUUAUCAAAUGUAAGACCUUAAAAGAAAAAAUACAUACUGCUUUUAGUCACAGGAACAUUGUCUUAUUUUUUCUGUUCAGCUGGCACUUUAGAAAUGUCUAGUUGUUAAGGAUGUUAUAGAUUGUGUGAGUUUAUUUUGAAGACACCGGGAACAUGACUAUGAAAGACUGUCUUCCCUAUUUUGUAAAAUCUUUGCCUUAAUUGAGGUUCAAUUAAAUAUAUAUUUUUUCUUUAUUUGGAUGGAUAAUACGUUGUAUCAUACCUGUCAUUAUGACAAGGUGAAUGCUAUUUAGGAUGGCUUGCCAUUAUAUUCACUGCGUGCUAAUUAUCUUUUACCCUUGUUUCCCUAAUCUUGUUUUAUGUAUAUCUCAAUUGCCUUAGAGCAGAUGUACAUGUUUGUUUGCUGAAUGGCAAAUGUUGUUAAUAUGAAAAAAUAUUUAAGUAAGAAAAGCUUUAUCUGAACCAAUUAAAUGAAUAAGCCAGCAA
This is a messenger RNA of Gadus morhua (Atlantic cod), 1795 nucleotides long. RefSeq names its product myelin protein zero-like 3 (gene mpzl3). Gene Ontology annotation, cellular component: plasma membrane. Lineage: Eukaryota; Metazoa; Chordata; Actinopteri; Gadiformes; Gadidae. The record is from RefSeq and is a predicted model, not a curated record.